Ceratina calcarata is the source of this 2519-nucleotide messenger RNA. RefSeq names its product cytochrome P450 9e2-like. Lineage: Eukaryota; Metazoa; Arthropoda; Insecta; Hymenoptera; Apidae. Gene Ontology annotation, molecular function: heme binding; oxidoreductase activity, acting on paired donors, with incorporation or reduction of molecular oxygen; iron ion binding. The record is from RefSeq and is a predicted model, not a curated record. The transcript has a single exon. The coding region runs from base 595 to 2166 and encodes 523 amino acids.
GAUAAGAUCUACACCUAAAUAGAUUGUAUAUAUUUUAUUAUUGAUUUAAAAAGUUCCAAAAGUUUACAAAAAUUCAGCUUUUCAAAGUAUUUUGGAUCCCGUUGAUGGCAUUAAUGGGCAGCAUUACAUGACGGUGUUCUUGAACGUAAGGAUUCGAACCCGGCAAGGCCGGUGGUAAGUCGGAUCGUUUUAUGCAUUUCCUAUCAGUAACCGGUAUGAUGGUAUACAUCCUCAGCGUUUGAUGGAUGACCGCAUCGAAAAAUUUCAAACCGUUCUAUUGUUCGAAAGUCACCCGCGAAAUGGACACGCUGAGGACAUGGUCGAUCUCGUACGAUUUCUCUCAGAAACUCUGUGUUGGAGUUCUGAUUGCAGCCCCCGCUCAUAUGAAAACGCAUAAUGAUUAACAGCAGUGAGAUACAUGAUGCAGCUGUUUUGAAAUGUAGAGGGGGGGGGGAUAAGAACAACUGAUUCCAAUUCCAAGCGGCGUAUAGUACUAAAUAUAUAAAGACAGUUAUCAGACAGACGUUCAGUUCUCGAUCAACUACACACGGAGAGCGUUAUUACGAGACUAAUUGCGGACAUCCUGCCGUCGAGAUGUAUCUAUCCGUCGGCCUCGCGCUGGUGGCAAUAGCCAUCGCCAUUUAUUACUAUAUCAGCAGAAAACCGGAUUUCUUUGAGAAGCAUGGUAUUCCGCACAUUCCAGCAGCGCCUUUCAUUGGCAAUAUGGGCCCCGUGAUGACUCAAAAAUGCACGAUACACGAGCUGCUGCGGAAGCACUACGACAAAGAACCGAACGCGAAGUACGUCGGUUUUUACGAAUUUACCACUCCAAUAAUCCUGUUGCGCGACAUGGAUCUCAUCAAAGCGGUGAUCAUCAAAAAUUUCGAGCAUUUUCAAGAUCAUCGGCCGUUCGUGACCAAAGAAACGGAUCCCCUGAUGGCUAACAUGUUAUUCAGUAUAAAGGGCGACGAGUGGAAACAUCAGAGGAACCUGCUGACCGCCUCGUUCACUUCUAGCAAGCUGAGGGACAUGUUCCAUUUGAUGUCUUCAUACGGGGCAAGAUUCACGGAUACGCUGGUCCAACUGCCGGAAAAGGAUCGCGAAAUAGAGAUGAAGAAUCUCUUGACCAUGUACACGAACGACGUGAUCGCCAGCUGCGUGUAUGGGUACACUAUAGACACCGUGAAGGAACCGAAGAACAUAUUUUACGUCUACGGUAGAAUCGGAACUAAUUUUGCUACCCUUAAGAAGUCAUGGAUAUUCUUGUUGCAAAGAAAUGUACCUAAGCUCGCGGCAUUCUUCAACAUAAAAUUGUUAGAGGCGCACGUCUCCAAGUUCUUCACUAAUGUUGUGAUCGACGAGGUGAAAAACAGAAAGGAGCACGGACAUUCCCGGCCCGACUUCCUCCAGCAGAUGAUGGAGAUACAGCAAAAGAAGGACAACAAUUUUAGUAUAGAAAAUAUGGCAGCGCACGCUUUCGGCUUCUUUUUCGGCGGUCUGGACACCGUAUCCACUCAAAUGUGUUGGGUGACGCAGAUGCUGAUCGAACAUCCCGAAGUUCAGGUGAAACUGCAACAAGAAAUCGACGAGGCAUUGGAGAAGACCGACGGCGAGUUUACUUAUGAAGUAGUACGCGACAUGAAGUAUUUGGACGCAGUGAUCACCGAGACGAUGAGGUUCUACCCGAUCCUACCGAACCUGGACAGAGUUUGCAUGAAAAAGUUUGAGCUUCCACCAGCUUUACCUGGUGGCAAACCUUUCACGCUUGAACCAGGAAUGAUUGUUUGGAUUCCGGUGAUGCCAAUUCAUAUGAAUCCGGAUUAUUAUGAAAACCCGGAGAAUUUCGAGCCGGAAAGAUUUAUGGAUGAUGGAAAGAAGCUCGUGAAUUCGUGUAUGUUUCUGUCGUUCGGAGCCGGACCUAGAAUGUGCAUCGGUUCGCGUUUCGCGAUGAUAAAGAUGAAAGUACUGCUCUGUUAUCUCCUCGCUAAAUUCGACAUAAAGGCUGGGUCGAAGACGCAAGGCUCAUUACGAUUGAAAAAGGGAUUCUUUAAUACAGUACCAGAAAACGGGUACUGGAUGAGACUUGAACCGAGGAAAAAUCCUCAUCCUUCUUUCAAAACGAAAGGAAUAGUUAACGGAACGUCGAAUGGAGUUUGCGCGAAAUAAUCACUCUCCUUUUUUACGUUAUGAAAUGUGCAAUAAUUUUUUCAUCUCGGUGCAAUUAUACAGCAUAAUUCACUAAUUUCUAUGAAUGUGAUAAUUUUGUUUUCUAUGUAGAUGCGUAUGAAUAAAAUGCUAGUGAGAACUGUUUUAAAUAAAAUACGCCUUUCUAACAUAAAAGAAUUCUACGUCAUUCAUUGGAACGUUUUUAUUUAUUACGCAUCAACAAAACACUUUAACGAACAUGAUUGAAUCGUUGAUUACAUAUCUCAUGAUAUUUUAUCAUCUCCCAAUCUCGAUAAAAACCAGAUAAGAAGAUGUGACAAGAGUUUCUAUCAAUAAAACUAACUCGCCCGUAU